Molecule: messenger RNA, 450 nt
Organism: Sordaria macrospora k-hell
Lineage: Eukaryota; Fungi; Ascomycota; Sordariomycetes; Sordariales; Sordariaceae
Source: RefSeq, a predicted model, not a curated record
AUGUCCUCAAUCAUCCGGAAAUCCCUCCUCACCUCCGCACAGUCCUUCUGCUCUGCCUUCGCCUCCCAAACCCCUCCGCCGGAAAUCCUCACCAAACAUUUCACCUCCAAAACCGAUGACAUCAUAGUCCUCGAGCACGGCUUACCUCGCUUGGCACCCUUUCUCGGUCGCGAAUAUCGGGGUAAAGACGGAUUUCUGGAAUACUUCAAGACGAUUGGGGAGCAACUGAGUUACAAAGACAUGACAUUCUCUAAUUACAUUGUGGACGCCGAGGUGCGCAAGGUUUCGGUUAGGGGACAGGCGGUGUUCACGAACACGAAGACGGGACAGAGCUGGGACGAGAUGUUUACGUAUGUGUUGGAGUUUGACGAGGAGGCGAGGGUGAAGAAGUAUGAGGUUUGGGCUGACUCGGGGGCUGCGUAUUUGGCUAGUCGGGGAGAGUUGUCGUGA